UCUGGCUGCUGCAGCAGCAGCUCUGGUGCUUCUGUGAGUUACAGAGUCAGUGAGUGUGUUUGUGAUUGUAUGGGAGAGGGUGAGUGUGUGUAUAGGUGUGUGUGUGUGUGUGUGUUGCAGAUUGAGUGGGAUUUACACACAGUAAGCAUGGCCAGGCGGCACUAAGAAGAAAGACUCUUUCUUUCUUUCUUUCUUUCUCUCUCUCUCUCUCUCUCUCUCUCUGUUUCUCUGGGUGGCUUGUCAGAUUUGCUGGACUGGGAUUCACCUGUUGGGACUGUAGUUGGAGUGUAUGACUGACUGCACUGAGUAUUGCUGGACUGAACUGUGUGGAGUGGAUAUACACUGACCAUGUGGACUACAGUGCUGUAACACACACGUUGGUGAUGUCUGGGCGUGAUCAGUUUGAAGGCGGUAUGUUUGAGGAUGAGUCUGACCAGGACAGUGCAGUGGGCAGUGCUGCAGGCUCAGAGCUGUCGGACGGAGGAAGAGGAGGAGAGAAAGAGGAAGGACUCUACUUAUCUGGAGACAAGGUUGUAGAGUUGAGUAUGAAUCCCUCAGUGAUCUCAGACCUCUCGGCUCGCUCGUCUGCCUCUCUGAAUGAGGAGCAGUUUGAAGGCGAGGGAGAGGAUGGGGAGUAUAACUCCAUCAGCCCAGAGGACGACCCACGCACAAACGGAUACUCAGACCUGGGUUCCUCUGUACCUUCCAGUGCGGUCCAGACUCCACGGAAGGUACAGCAGGUGAAUGAGGAUCAGACGGAGCUUUUCUGCUCACAUUGCUGCAAAAAAUUUACUCAGCUAAAUGAGCUCGAGAACCGGCUGAGGAACAUAAAAACACACAGCCCCAACAGGAAAAUCACUAGCACAGCUUUUGGCAGGCAGCUCCUCCACCACAGUAAUCUCAGCAGCAGUAACGGCAGUACUGAGGAUCUGUUCAGAGACAGCAUCGACUCCUCUGACACGGACAUCUCUGAGAAGGUAAGUCAGCUGGAGAAGAAGCUGUGUGAGCUGGAGAACGAGUGUUUAACCAACGGAGAUGUGAAAUCCAAACUCAAGCAGGAGAACACACAACUAGUCCACAGGGUCAAUGAGCUGGAGGAGCUGCUGAAGGAGCAGGAGGCUCGUUCGGAGCUGAUGAUGGAGGCAGAGUUCCGGAGGCACCGAGAGGCAUUCAACAAGCUGGAGAGAGACAAAAACACACAGAUAGAGCUGCUCACCAACCGAGUCCAGCAGCUGGAAGCGGAGAAUGCAGAGAUGCUGCUAAAUGUCAACAGGCUGAAAUCACAGACAGAGAAGCUGGAUGAGGAGAAGCAGCGUAUGACUGAUAAGCUGGAGGACACCAGUCUACGCCUGAAGGAUGAGAUGGACUUGUACAGGAAGAUGAUGGACAAGCUGAGACAGAACCGGAACGACUACCAGAGAGAGAAGGAAGCCAUGCAGGAGGUGAUAGAGGACCUGAGGCGAGAACUGGAGCACCUGCAGGUGUUUAAACUGGAGUCAGAGCGCAUGGGACGGGGCCGCAGUUCAUCAAUCAGCCUAUCAGAAAUUAGCACGCGCACACGAGAAAGCGAACUGGAACAGGAGGUCAAGAGGCUCAAACAGCGUUGUGUUUCACAGGAAGUUCCCCCUGACCUCCACCAGCGAGUGUGUGUUAGCACAAGACUCUGUCGCAGUCUGGUGGAGAAUCAAAAGCUGAGGGAACAGAAUGAAGAGUUGAAUGGUCAGAUUCUCAGUCUGAGUCUGCACGAAGCUAAGAGCCUAUUCGCCACCCAGACUAAAGCACAGUCCCUCGCUGCAGAAAUCGAGAACGCUUCCCGAGACCAGUUAAUGGAGGCUUUAAAGGAGCAAGAGGAAAUAAACUUGCGGCUCAGGCAAUACAUGGAUAAGAUUAUAUUAUCGAUCCUGGACCACAACCCGUCCAUCCUAGAAAUCAAAACCUAGCAGCUAGCAACAGAAUUACAGUAGCAGAAGCUAAAGCUGAAAAUACUGUACACACAGCCCCCAUGCUGGCUUGGAGGUGGACGUUGCGGGUCGAACUGGGCAGCGCUUUUCCAAAUGGAUCUGAACUUCAUGCUGUGAAAUAGACUUCGUUUUUUCUUCACUUCGGGACACACUGGAAUCUUUCAUGCACUUUUUCCAUUUCUAGGACAUACUGGUCACUGCUGCUCUGUACAACCGUGGGAAUCACACUGGAAGGGCAUUAUGGGAUUGUGUGCUUUAACACUGGAUGUGGCCCAGACAGUACAGCCUCGCUAUAAUGUGCAGUGGGUAAUUUUUUUACAGUUAAAACAAUACUCAAAAACCAACAGAAACACUGAUUGUGUUGAUCACAUCUGCCCAGUGACGAGUUGUGUUGAAACAGUAAGUCGAUCAGAGGGAAUAUUAUGUAAGCUGUAUGCGUCCUUUCUUUGAAGGUGUAAGGAAAGUCCAAGAAAGAGAGAAUAAAUAUUAAAGAGAAAGAAAAGGAAAGUGUGAGACAGAAAAUAAGUAUUGAGUAUAUUAUAAGAAAGGGCAGAUUAAAGCCACUGCAAAGUGUAGAACGCAGGAAGAUGGAAACGGCAGCAUCUGAAUGUUCACUAACUAUUCUGAAUGUGUGUGAGUAGUAGUGUUUGGGGAUAUUUCAUUAGCCUUCUUGUCUUCAUACACUAUCAUUCAAAGCAUUGUUUGUUUUUUAAAGGAGUACUUCAGAACAUUUUAUAAGUCUAAUCUCAAUUUAAAACAUCUAUCACAGGGUAACCCAGUUACCAUAACUGUAGUUUAAGCAUGUGUCCUUGCAACUUAGAAUGGGACAAAAAAUGUUAACUCAAAACUUGCUGAUAUUAGAAACUAAUGGGUAAUUGCUUUAACAAGUACAAAGAAUUGUAAGAAUAUUUUUAUUGUAGUAAUAUAUAAAAUAUAUAAUUAUAACCAUGAACUGCAGAUUUGGUUGAGUUUAAAAGGUGCUGAAGUAUUCCUUUUAUCCUUAAAAAGGUCUUGAAGAAAUAUAGAAAUCAUUUUUUGAAUCGUAAGCUGCUGUUCCAAAUUGCCUCACUGUAAUCAGGGGUUUUCAGAUUUUAUUUAAAAAAUAUUCCUAAAUAUUUCAUCUUUUUUAAUGAAUCAAGUUAGUUGGGUACAAAAAAAAUCAGUUAAUGUAAAUCAGCCUUUUUCAGGUGCUGUAAAAUUAAUUGUAGAUUGCUGCUGGGUCACUUAUUUUGUGGAAUUAUGGAAAAACAAUAUGCAGUUUAAUAUAAUAACUUUUGCACAGAUUUUCAGUUAUUUGUUUGUGUUGCUUACGUAGGGGAUCUUCCAUAUUUUAGCUAGUCUUUCAAUAAGUCAGUUGUUCACAAUCACUAAGCUUCAUUUACUUUCCUUGUUUUGCACCAUGAGCACAUUUAGUUUUAAGGGAUUUUCUCAAAUGUUUUCCUUUGAGUAUUUGUGCCUUUUCUGUUGCCUUUAGCACUGAUAGACUUACUGAUUGUUUAGUUGCACAUUGGCAAGCUGUUUAGCUUUAGCACACCUUUUAAAAUCACAAACAUUUCAGUGCAAGCUUUGUAAAUACUGUACAGGAUUAUUCACUUUUUCUAUACUAUGUGCCACUCACCACUUUUACAUUAAUUAUUUAGUCUUUUGUACACUUUCUGCCAUUUGAUAGGACUUUUUGGGUGUUUGUAUGGUUUAGACAUUUGCUCCAAUAGCUGGAGUUAAUGACAUUAAUGGCAUUAUCUACUAGCGUAGUGACAGAAGCUACAUGGUUAAGGCCUGAAUGUUAGCAAGCCAUUAGUCCGGAACUGCUGCAAUAAAAGCUGAGCCUGAGAUUUAGCUGUGCUGUUGGCAUUCUCACAAACAAAAUGUUUUAUUUUUGCUUCAUUUCGUUCAAUUGUAUUUAAUGUAAUCAUCCCAACUGAAGUAAACUAACAUGAGUGUUAAAAUCUUGUUAACACUAUAAGUAGGAUGGUAAGAUAGCUACGCUCUGAAAUGCUGCAGAAUUAGCAUUGAAAUAACUAACAUGCAGUCAGCUAUGUGUAAAACAUCAAACAUUAUAUUCAAGGCUGUAUAUUUGCAGUUCCAGACUAUGAAGACGUUUUUACGUAUUGCUAAUGCUAGUCUGACCAGGCAAUUGUGGCUUAUGAAGUCACCAGUCUAGUUCAGCCUCAUCACUACCCAAAGUCCUUUAACCGUCAUUUCUGAUUGUUUUGUUGUCUUUUCAUCUUCGACAAGGGAAACCUUUCUUACGUUUGUACAUUUUGUAUGAAUGUUGUAAUGGCAUUUCAUGUGCAGCAAUAUUUUAAAUGCAGUAGCAGUAGAUCCAUGAUUUUGCUCUGAUGAGAGCUUUGUUUAAUUUAUUAAUGUAACUUGGAGUAAUGUUACAUGAUUUUUUCUUUCUUUUGUACCUUUAUUUCAGUUUGUUAAACAGUUGGGAUAAACAGCACAAUCUCUGGAUAUAAAGGGCAGGAUUCCUAGACAGGGAUGAAGACAAGUUUUAGACUAUGUAUUUUCCUUUUAAAUGCAAAAUUUGCAGUUCAAGAUCUUCAAUUGAAAUGCUGUUUUGUCUAAGACUAGACCUACUCUCUGUCUAGGAAACUGCACCUGAGCAAUUGGGACAGACUUGUCUUUUGAACUUUUGAAAUAAAUUCUGAAGAAUUUCUUCUA
Messenger RNA from Astyanax mexicanus (Mexican tetra), 4628 nucleotides. It is a transcript of the gene rab11fip4b, whose product is annotated as RAB11 family interacting protein 4 (class II) b. The record is from RefSeq and is a predicted model, not a curated record. The transcript has 14 exons. Gene Ontology annotation, cellular component: endocytic vesicle; midbody; recycling endosome membrane. Bases 384 to 1940 code for a protein of 518 amino acids. NCBI's taxonomy places the organism in Eukaryota, Metazoa, Chordata, Actinopteri, Characiformes, Acestrorhamphidae. Gene Ontology annotation, biological process: regulation of cytokinesis; endocytic recycling.